Messenger RNA from Vigna unguiculata (cowpea), 3064 nucleotides. Its product is annotated as Chaperone DnaJ-domain superfamily protein. Gene Ontology annotation, biological process: clathrin coat disassembly; clathrin-dependent endocytosis. Gene Ontology annotation, molecular function: clathrin binding. The record is from RefSeq and is a predicted model, not a curated record. Lineage: Eukaryota; Viridiplantae; Streptophyta; Magnoliopsida; Fabales; Fabaceae. Gene Ontology annotation, cellular component: intracellular membrane-bounded organelle; vesicle; cytoplasm.
GCACUGCAGGACAGAUUGACAAAAGCACUCUAUCAGUGAACAGCAAUAUCUGAUGGACCCAUGAUUAUCAAAAAUCAUGAGUUUUUAAUUACACUUGUUCCUCUUCACCUACCACACUAAACAGUAGAGUUAACUCACUUCACCUCUGAAUUAUGCUUUUGGACCACCACAUAAUAUGGGAGGCAAACCAUGUUUUGUGGUCCAAAUUCCAAUUAAUUGGCUAACUCAUUUCAUAAUAAAACAAUUAACAAAUUGGUGUUCUUCCUGAGUACAGCUUUAUCAAUACUUAACCUUGUUGGUUGUUUGUUUGUUCUUAGCAUAGCAGCAGCACAAGACUAUCUAUAUAUGUUUCCCUGUGGUUAUUUCAGCCAAAUGAAUUAAAACACAAAGACAAAUUGCAUAUUAUAUAGAAGGGAAAGAGCUGAGAAUGAUUAGGCCUGUGUGUUGGUGCAUUGAUUAUGAUCUCUAAAUGGAAGUUUAAAGUAAGAGUAAGGCAGAAAAGGGUGUGAUGAGAAAUGAAUUUAAGGGAUGCAGUGUCCCCUUGUGAGGUACCAAUCAUCCCUUCCCUCACCUGCCCCGUUGGCAACUUUAUCUUGAGCCAUACACGUAAUUCCAUGGUUCUGACACUUUGAUCUAAUUCCCUCAUAUGAAAGCAAAGUAUUAGAGAGUGACGGUAUCCCCAGAUACAUACAUACACACAGUACAUUCCAUAAAUGAAUUUUAUCCUCUUAUUCUUUUCCUGAAUCCUGAAAAAUGGCUCUACAAACCCACAUUGCAUGAGGACAAGCAAAAGGGUGGACACUGGCAUAGAACAAAACCACUUGCCCCCACCCAAAAAGAAAAUUAAAAGCAUAAUGAAAAGGAGGUACCAAAAUCAAACAUAGCCAGCAGCAGCAUGAUGAUGUCUGUGGGGACUUCCAAUUCCAGCCUAUGCAUCUUUCCAGUCAAUAUUCCGGUCAAACAACCUCGCCGGAAAAUGGACGAGUCGUGGAGAAUGCGAAUGGGACUCACGCCGGGGCUCCCUCGCCGCCGAUCCAUGGAGGACCGCUCCGCCUCCCGCACGCGCCGCUCCGUCUUCUUCGCCGCCACCGCCGAGGCGGAAACCCUCGACCCCGACGACUUUGCCGAUGUCUUCGGAGGCCCGCCCAGGAGCCUCCUCGCGCACAAGUUCUCCAGGUCCAAUUCCUUCUACGAGGAGAUUUUCCGACCGCCGGAGUUCGCGUCUCCGGCAAAGUCGAAGGGCGGCCGGAGCCUGCCGGUGUUCCGGAUUCCAGCCAAGAACGAGGCGUUUUACAGCGACAUAUUCGGGUCGGACGAUGACCGGCGGUCGCGGGAGCGGUCGGGGCCGCAGUCGAAGGCUAAAUCGAAGUCGAAUUCGUCGUCGGCGCUGAGCUCCGAGGAGCUGAGCCCUCUCCGGCCGCCUAUCGGUGAUGACGUGGCAUUAUCGGCCUUUGCUUCUAAACUCAGGCCAAUAAAUGUGCCAUGCAGAUGGAACUCAACCACUAUGAUGCCUGGGGAACACCCGAUUAAACAAGGGGGACCACUUUUUCCAUUCAAUAAUCAGUUAUUUGAAGUUCAUUGUCAGGAUAAUGAGUUCAAGGAGAGCUUCAAGAGUCCUCAUUUCGGAUUCUCACGAAGAGUCUCUUCACCAGAGACAAUUAGUCUUGAAUCCAAUUCAUACCAAAGCAUGAAGGUAUCUGCCGAUGACUGGGAACUCAGUUCCCCGUUUUCUGCUGUCUCUGGCCUUUGCCAUGAACAUGAGGCAAAAUCUUCAGUUCAUGAUUAUGUUCUUCCAGAACUGGUUAUAGACCAGGACGAUGAUGAAGUGAUGAGCUCCUAUGUCAUAGAGGUCAACUCCAACUUCAGAGAGGAAAGUUGUGGAACAGCAGACAUUGAUGAAGCAAUAGCAUGGGCCAAGGAGAAGUUUCAGUCACGAAAUUCUGAUGAAGAAUCAAGCUUGAGAAAUGAAAGCAGUGAACAAAAUACAGCGGUGGAAGGAACGUCUGAUGCAGGUGAAUGCCAUAGUGAUGAAACGGGAAACAUUCAAUCUUCCAAGACAGAAACAGAAAAGUUGGACAGAGAUAUAAGAUUGUGGUCAUCUGGCAAGGAAACUGACAUUCGGCUACUCCUUUCAACACUUCAUCAUAUUUUAUGGCCCGAGAGUGGCUGGUAUGCUGUUCCUCUUCCGAACUUAAUAGAAAGUUCACAAGUGAAGAAGGCCUAUCAGAAAGCAAGAUUAUGCCUCCACCCUGACAAACUGCAGCAAAGAGGAGCAACACUCCUACAAAAGUAUAUAGCAGAGAAGGCUUUCUCCAUUCUUCAGGAUGCAUGGACUGCAUUCAUAUCUGAAGACGUUUCCUUCUAAACAGCAGGUGACUCCAAUUCCUGAUAACUCAGUUUUGGUUUAAAGGUCGUGGGAAAACAUCGAGAUGAACAUUUUGAAUGACUGAAGUGAUCAUGUCCAUGCAGCAUAUACACAAGAUGUACAUGAAAUUUGAAAGCAGCAUGUCCAUUUGUACAAACUGUUGACUGAUGGAUCAUGGAUCUACUGUUUUGUGCUUGUAUCAUAAGUUGUUUGACGCUUUUGUAGGUAUUAUUUUGGAAGUAGUUAACAGGAAGUUAUUUGGUUGGUUUCAGUACUUGAUUUGUAUAUGAUGACAUGAAACCAAGAACUUAGCUUUUGUUAUUCUUUUGGAACCUUGUUCCAUUCAGAUCUCAUCAACAGCAGCCCAUCAACCUUUUCAGCUCUUUCUGCUGGAUAAGCUUAUCAGUUAUCAUCCCAUGCUCUUAGAUUCCUUUAGCCCCUUCUCCUACGGCAGAGAUUUCUUGGUGUGUCUACACAUGGUCAAAUUGUAAAAUUGAAAUAUUUCCAGUAUCAUGUAUCAGGUUACAGCAGUGAACAAGGCCUGGUUCCAACUGCUACCUACGACUAAAUUUCCAUGUUUACAGAUAUUGGCUUCUCAGGAAAAUAUGUAAUCUCUUACACCUACAUCAUGUAUACAUGUAAUUUCUAUGUCGUUGGUCUCUUGAUUGAAUUCCAUUCUUGCAGAGAUUUUUCUCUUUU